AUGGUGGUCCAACUCCCCUGUGACGGCAACGGCGUGUGCAUGGUCUGCGGCGCGAAAGGAGAGACGCUCUCCUGUAAGACGUGGCACAUCAUUUGCCUCGCCGCUCCCCCGGAAACCCUAUCUGAGGCAGCCCAAGGGGAUUGCCCCGACUGUUCCGGCGCCGCCACUGAAUCGGACGAGCUUUUGAGCGGGACCGCCGGCGGCCAUGGUGAUGUCAGUGAUGAUAAAGAUGGUGAUGCUGGAGGACUUUUGGGGUUAUUGGGUGAUAAGUUCAAUUGCUCCAUUUGCAUGCAGCUACUCGACAAGCCUGUCUCUGUUUUGCUGAAUGUUCUUUGGUUGUUUGGUUUUCUGAGUCGGAUCAGUUAUUCUCUGGGCGGUUUUAAUGAUCUGUGUGGUUUGCCUCCAAUCUUUUUCAGUGGAUGGCUAAACUUUCCCAGGCAAAUGUUUCAGAAGGCAUCCCAAAGGUCUAUCCAUUUAUCCGCAACCAAGAUCGUCCAGACAAAGCUUUCACUAAUGAGCAUGCACGAAAAGCUGGGAAGGCUAAUGCAUGCAGUGGGAAGAUAUUUGUCACAGUUCCUCUUGAUCAUUUUGGUCCAAUUACAGUGGAGAAUGAUCCAUAAAGAAAGCUGGGAUGGGCAAAAAUUUGAAGAUCGGAUGGAAUGCAGGCAAUGGGGUGCCCACUUUCCUCAUGUUGCCGGAAUCUGUGGUCAGGCGGAUCAUGAUGUUCAGUCAGUGCUUUGCUUGGAGGUUAUGAAGAUGGCGAGGAUCAUGGGGAUUGGUUCCUCUACACUGGAAGUGGUGGACGUGAUCUUAGCAGGAAUAAAAGGACAAACAAGUUACAGUCUUCCGACCAGACAUUUACAGAACUUAAUGAAGCUUUGCGAGUCAGUUGCAAACAGGGUUAUCCAGUCCGUGGCGAGGUCCCAUAGAGAGAAACGUUCUUCUUUUGCACCUCAAGAUGGUUAUGAUGGGAUUUAUAGGAUUGAAAAGUGUUGGCGUAAGAAUGGAGCUCAGGCACUGCGUUUAUGGCGUAAUAGUACUUCAGAGAUAAACAAUGAGCUAUACAAUGGUUACAAUAGAGGGAAUUCAGGAGGGCGGAUUAAUGAGAUUGUAGCAGGUACAAGAAUGCUUAUCGAGUUUAUCAAAGAAAUGCCAAAGCCUGAAACAAUCCCAGGCUUUACAUGGAUUAUCGUACAGCUCUUCCCUGUACUUGGAAUGGCCAAUGGGAAAGAAGGUGUGGUGAGUUGUCAGAUUUGGACCAAAUCAUCUCCUGUCCCAUCCCUCAUCCCCCACAAUUCCCAUUAG
Messenger RNA from Striga hermonthica, 1305 nucleotides. NCBI's taxonomy places the organism in Eukaryota, Viridiplantae, Streptophyta, Magnoliopsida, Lamiales, Orobanchaceae. The record is from the annotation of a GenBank genome assembly.